Messenger RNA from Penicillium coprophilum, 972 nucleotides. RefSeq names its product SRPBCC family protein. The coding region runs from base 1 to 972 and encodes 323 amino acids. The record is from RefSeq and is a predicted model, not a curated record. The transcript is spliced from 2 exons. Lineage: Eukaryota; Fungi; Ascomycota; Eurotiomycetes; Eurotiales; Aspergillaceae.
AUGCCGCUAAUCCAACUAGAACCACAUCUAUUCACCAGCCUCCCCCGUCACCCAGAUCUUCCAGGGGACGCCAACACCCCAGAUCUGCGGGCGUUCAUUCAAGCGGUCCUGCUUGAAGCUCAGCCUCUUUUAAACCAGUUCCCGUCAACAUUGAAACCAGACUGCAAGCUACGCUCAUCUCCACCAUCAAGAGCAAAAGUCAAGCUUUCACGGGGAUGGCGAACACUACAAUCCCCCCAGGGCUCAGACUCUAAAAUGGAAUUCUGGGUAUGUCGCCAAAGCGACCAUCUAGACUCUAAUCGUCUGCCUGGCACAGUCUCCUUGUGGGAAUUCCACGACGGCUUGCGAUACAACCAUGCCGAGCACGAGAUGGAGUACACACCCAGCGUAACAAGUGUAAAGCAACUUCUGAAGUGGAAUGAGCCUCGACAGUGGGAUUCAAACGAGCCAAUCACUGCUGGAAACAUGAACUACAAGCAUUUCGAGGUCGAACUCAAUCUCAUUGUCCACACCUUCCAUCCAAGGGCACUGAUCCGGCCUCGGGCCUUCAUAUCCUGGACCAUGUCGGCGACCUUCGCUAGCUCUUAUCAGGCAACCCGGGCAGACUACGGCUUUAUUACGGUACAGAUUCCUUUCUAUCUGACUAAACCGAUCAUCCCGGGAUCACAGUACGAGGGAAUUUACGCUCAGAUCAUGGACGCCGUGCCGCAGCGGGUUGUCUUCGCGUACUAUGCCAGUCUCGAGCAGAUUGAGCUUCUGCCGCCCCCUCCUACCCCGGCCUCUUCGGGUCUGUCGUCUACGGGAGAUUUGAGUACCACUGCUACAAUCCCUGAGCGUUAUCUUCGGUGGACUAUGGCGACGACUUCUGAGGCUGGGGGAAGAUUCCUAGGUGUAUUCAGCGGAGCUGGAUGCUUGGUGGAGUGCCGCGGGCUGUUGUUGGUGAUGUGGGAUUGUUUAUUCAGUGGGUCGUGA